GGGGGAAAGUGAGGGGGGGCGAGAAAGAAGAUAUGUGAAGAAAAGGGAGUGGAAAAUAUUAUACAGGCAAGAAGAAGGGACAGAAAGAGGGGAAAAGCAGGUCACAGUAUGGCGCUGUUCCCGUUCUGCAAGACGCCCGCAGGAGCGAUCAGAGUGACCAGAAUACAGCUUGUCCUGUACUGCUUUCUCCUGUCUCUUAUCAUUUACUUCCUCCAUGGACGUCAAGGCGCUGUCGGUGUGGGGUCACCUCAUCCUAUCUUUCAGGCCUUGGGAAUGGACAGGGGAAGAGUAAUGACAGACAUGACGAUUGUCAAAGCAGCGGUGCCAAAAACUCCUCCGGAGACACCGUGGGGUGCUCCUUUAGUGUGGGGUGACUCCCGCAACUCAGCUUGGCGUAGGGCUAAAUUUGCACAAAGGGAAAUCCGCACAGGUCUGCUGACCCUCGUGGUGGGAACGUACGCCAAGUUCAUCCGGCGUUUCCUCUCGUCUGCUGAAACCCACUUUCUCCCCGGUCAGAUGGUCACCUAUUACAUUCUCACAGACAAUCCCCGUUCUCUGGAUCCCCCCAUGGAGUUGGGGCCUGAUCGACAGCUGAAGGUGGUCCCCGUUGCUGAGCUGCCCGGAUGGGACAGGUUGGCCCUCCGCCGGAUGACCCUGCUUGCUGAUGCCAUCAGGAGCCCAAUCAGCGGCGAGGUGGAAUACAUCUUCUGUGCUGACAUCGAUCAGGAGUUUGUGGCCCCUGUGGGAGAGGAGAUCCUAGGACACUUGGUGGCCACGUUGCAUCCAGAGCUCUAUGGGAUGCCACGAAAUGCAUUUCCUUAUGAAGUCGAAGAAGUCUCAUCAGCUUGCGUGCAGGAGGACGAAGGAGACUACUACUACACCUCUGAGUUAUAUGGAGGCUUGGUUUCUGAGAUGUACAGACUGGCUCGAGCCUGCUCCCUGCUCAUUCUGCAGGAUCAGGCUAAUGGGGUAAUGGCCAGGGGCCUCGAGGAGAGCUACCUGAACCGCUACUUGAUCAACCACAGGCCGACCUGUGUGCUGUCACCUGAGUACAGCUGGUGGGACUCGGCCCUGGCCGCGGAUGUGCCUGUACAGAGGCUGGUCUCCUUGGGAAGGCAAUGUGAUGCUGAAGAUAUGCAGAAGAGAGACGAGCACAAAUGUUGAAUCAGCGCAGAAGGAGGGUUCUGCUGGCCGAACCCACUGAAGUACGGAUGUAGAUUUCACUCCAACAUGAAGAACUGCUGUUUAUAGUGUUACACUUCCUUUUGAAGAAGGUCUCUGCUCAAAUAUUAGGCAUAUUACAUCAGGACUGGAGACGAAGGGAAAAGAUGAAGAGAAAGCACAUAUUCCACUCAUCUUUAUUCAUUUCAUAAUUCAGAAUUUCCAUUUAAUUUUCUGUUCCUGAAGCCAGUACAUGUAACCUGCAACCCCACAGGAGCACACUGCACAAUCUGCUCUCAAUUAAA
This is a messenger RNA of Chelmon rostratus (copperband butterflyfish), 1466 nucleotides long. Its product is annotated as globoside alpha-1,3-N-acetylgalactosaminyltransferase 1-like. Gene Ontology annotation, molecular function: hexosyltransferase activity. The transcript has 4 exons. Lineage: Eukaryota; Metazoa; Chordata; Actinopteri; Chaetodontiformes; Chaetodontidae. The coding region runs from base 109 to 1164 and encodes 351 amino acids. The record is from RefSeq and is a predicted model, not a curated record. Gene Ontology annotation, biological process: carbohydrate metabolic process. Gene Ontology annotation, cellular component: Golgi apparatus; vesicle; membrane.